Messenger RNA from Apis florea (little honeybee), 2546 nucleotides. Its product is annotated as solute carrier family 35 member F3. The record is from RefSeq and is a predicted model, not a curated record. Lineage: Eukaryota; Metazoa; Arthropoda; Insecta; Hymenoptera; Apidae.
AUCAAUGGCGUGACAUAGCAUACUUAAAACUUGAAGAUCAUUAGUGUAGACAGUAUUGAAUUUAACUGUAUUAAAAAUAGUUACAUUAACCUGGAUCUUAUAAUGUUGUGUUUCAUUAUAAUCAAAUAAUCGCGUAUUUAAAAAAAAAAUUAUUUCUUGAUAAGUAUAAUAACAUUAUUUUUAAUUUGAAAAAUAAUAUACUCUUUAGACACUGUAAAAUACAAUUUCUCUGCUAACUACUGUAUUAUUAGAUUUUCUUAAUACGGCAGCCAUAAAACAUUUUAAUUUAAAGAAUUGUUGAAGUAACAAAAAAUGAAACAAUCAUGUGAUAUAAUUACAAUAAAAUUAAAAUGAUAAUGUAUAUAAUAUAUAAUAAGUAGUUAAAUACAUUAUGAAUGAUAGAUUAAAUAUAAAAUAUGCUAUUAUAAUCUUUGAUGAAAAAUGUAAAGAAGAAUAAAUAAACCUAAAUAUGGGUAGUAGAGGAAUUGGGGAUAUUCCAACAAUAUUUCAUCCCCAGCAGACUUACACACCAAAUAUUAUUCUUGGUGAUAAUCAGCAGAAUCAUGGCUCUCAUAAUACUGGUCAAGUUACUCAUGACAAUUCUGGCUGUGAACAGCAACAGGGAUGUAGCGUUAGUGGUGGUUGUGGUGAUUCCGUACCAAGUUGUCGUUCCUUGGAGACAAGUGGUAGCGGAAUCGCUUCUGGGGGAACCGAUAAUCAAGGGCACAAUACGAGUCAAACUCAAGUUCAAUCCCAUGUGACAGUAUCGCCAGUUACUUAUCAACAAAGAUCCAAUUCUCUAUCCGCUUGUUACGCAUCUUGUUGUGCCGAAUCUGCGAAAAAGAUAUAUUUUGGGGUGUGCGUUACAAUAUGUGUUACAGCAAGUUGGGUCGGUGCAACACAUUGUAUUAAAUAUUUAUAUUUUCACAAACACGAAAUUUCUACUUAUUCACCGUUUUCUAACUCGUCUAUUACAGGACAUCACCAGCAUGCGAUUCCAUAUAAUGCUCCAUUCUUUACAACUUGGUUUUGUACAAAUUGGGAAAUUCUUUACUUCCCAGUUUAUUUUCUUUGCCAAUCUGCAAGAAUUAAAUGUAAUAGUCCAUCCGAAAUAAUUGCAGAAAGUUUACGAGGUUUUCGUGACAAAGGAUUUACCGGUGGUCGUUUCUUAAUUAGAUGUAGUCUUUUUUGUGGACUUUGGGUAGUUACAAAUUAUAUGUAUAUUUAUUCGCUUAGAAUAUUAUUAGCUACCGAUGUAAUGGCACUUUUUGCAACAAACGUAUCUUGUGUGUAUUUGUUAUCGUGGGUUAUUCUUCAUGAACAAUUUGUUGGAGUAAGGAUAGUAGCAGUCAUUUUAUGCAAUACUGGAAUUGCACUUUUAGCAUAUAUGGACGGCAUAACUGGAAGUCCAACUUUAGGAGGUGUUGUUUUAGCAACAUCGGCAGCAGCUGGUUCAGCAGUUUAUAAGGUGCUGUUUAAGAAAGUCAUAGGGGAAACAACAUUUGGUCAAAUGUCUUUAUUCUUUUCACUUAUUGGAUUGUGCAAUGCGGCAUUAUUGUGGCCAAUUUGUUUAGCUCUUUACUUUUCGGGAGCGGAAAGCAUACAAUGGGGACGAUUACCAUGGACGGCAUUACUUUUGGCAAGCAUUUUGCAUUUAAUUGCAAACAUGCUUGGUAACUUCAGUAUUGCUUUGACCUAUGAUCUAUUCAUUACAUUAGGAUUGAUCACCGCUGUACCUGUAUCCGCAGCAUUGGAUGUUCUUUUAUACGGAGCUCAUUUUAUGGGCAUGAAAUUGGCAGGAAUGAUUUUUAUAGCAGUUGGCUUCUUUCUCGUGAUGUUUCCAGAUAAUUGGCCAGAUUAUAUAACCAGACUACUCCGAAACAUAGUCCUCAUGAGUCACAGUUCGAGGUCCUCGCAGGAAAUAACGAAAAUACUGAUGAAAGGGAUUAAUAUAUGCAGUACCACGGGUGGACAGCAGCGAAGGAGCACUUUUGCUAGAAGCCGGUAUUCCUCAAUUCAACAACGGCAAUAUCGGCUACGAAGCUACGGUGUUUCAUCGGCUUAUGGUGAUGGCCAAAUGUUACUGCCAAUGAACAGCACUAACAGCAAUCAAGUUAACAGCAGCCAGUCAAGCAGCGAGAUGCCGAUGACAACGUGCGCGAAUCUGACACAUCGGCACAUUAACUCAUCCCAGCAGAACAACACGGGUUCCGAAUCCCAACGUCGCCGAAUCCCUAUUUCCAUUACGACCUCAACCUCAACUCCGAUUUCAACUUCCAUCAUGACAACUAUCUCGACUUCGACCUCGACCUCAACCUCGAUCACAACCUCGACCGCGACGAAUAAUCAUCAACGUUCCCAUCCCCCUGGCCUUCAGAACUAAUGACAAGAUGGAGCAGAAGACAUGGACACGGAGUAUCAGGAAGUACGCAACGUGACGUAAUUGAUUAUCGUACUGGCUAUAUAAAAUCACAUCUUCGUUCUCCUUCAGGAAGAGUUCGGUGACUACGAAUACUAUCAUUUCAGGUAGAAUUAAUUUGCCAAAA